Molecule: messenger RNA, 336 nt
Organism: Penicillium bovifimosum
Lineage: Eukaryota; Fungi; Ascomycota; Eurotiomycetes; Eurotiales; Aspergillaceae
Exons: 1
Coding region: 1-336 (111 amino acids)
Source: RefSeq, a predicted model, not a curated record
AUGGCUGAUUCAACCGAUCCUACAAAGCCCUACCGGCACUUUGAGAGCAACUUCACUCCGGACAAGUUUGAGGAGGUGUUCUACUGGGCAAAGCCCAUACUGGACUAUGAUAAAAGUUCAGACUUCGGCAAGUGGUAUGUGCGGUCGAUCUAUGCCAACAUUGCCGUCCAGGUAAAGCUCUGCCACGACCACAAGGAGGCCAAUGACGACAAGGAGUACUUGUAUGCCUGGUCCCAGCUUAUCAAGUUCUGGGACGCUCUCACCCGGCACGAGCAAUACAAGGACAUCGACAAGGGUUGUUUUGCCGCCAAGAUGUCAUCGGCAAAGAGAAGAUGA